Molecule: messenger RNA, 2132 nt
Organism: Acanthoscelides obtectus
Lineage: Eukaryota; Metazoa; Arthropoda; Insecta; Coleoptera; Chrysomelidae
Source: the annotation of a GenBank genome assembly
CGUCAUCAUCCCGUAUGUCAUCUUGAACCAUAUUAUAACCGCGGUACAUAAUACGGAAAUUUUGGUUAUCCGCUUGGAUUUGAUUUUAGAAUUUCAAUUCACCGGUUAUUUUUGCCCAUCCCUAGACGGCGCCGGUCAGUUGUCGGCCAUUUUAUUUGCACUUCUCAGUGUCAGUUGGCCGAUUUGUUUGUGAAAGGCGAGCGGUAUUUGUUAAACAGUACGCUUUUAUUGAGGUGGUGUGCUUGCGUGAGUGAAUUUGUCUUGAACGAUGUCGAUUGAGUACCUCCAAGUGGCCGAGGAUGAGGGCGAGGAGCCGAUAGAGCUGCCCACAGAAGAUGACGGCACCUUGCUGCUCAGCACCUUAUCUGCUCAAUUUCCGGGCGCUUCUGGAUUGAAGUACCGCAACCCUGAGAGCAAAACCUUUAGGGGAGUCAGGCUUAGCGAUGGCAAGUUCCAUCCACCAUCAGACGAUGGCUGGGGCUCACAGAUUUUCUAUUGCGUUUUUCCUAAAGAAAACAAGAGAAAGAGUGAUGACAACCUGGAAAACUCCACAGCAAAAACCAAACGUAUGGAAAUGAAACUUCGUUGUACGGAUCUGAUAGUUCUUGGCCUUCCUUGGAAGACAACAGAGCAGAAUUUAAGGGAGUACUUUGAGACAUUUGGUGAGGUAUUGAUGGCCCAGGUGAAGAAAGACCCCAAGACCAGCCAGUCUAAGGGAUUCGGCUUUAUCAGGUUUGCAUCUUAUGAGUCACAGAUGAGAGUUUUAGCGCAGAGGCAUAUGAUUGAUGGCAGGUGGUGUGAUGUGAAAGUGCCUAAUUCGAAAGAGGGGCUGAUCCAGCAGGUUCCAUGCAAGGUAUUUAUAGGUAGAUGCACCGAAGAUCUCACAGCAGACGAUCUGAGAGAAUAUUUCGGAAAGUUCGGCGAAGUAACGGACGUAUUCAUACCUAAGCCGUUCAGAGCUUUCAGCUUCGUCACUUUCCUGGAUCCAUUGGUAGCUCAGUCAUUAUGCGGAGAAGAUCACAUCAUUAAAGGCGUUUCCGUGCACGUGUCAAUGCAGCCCCCAAAUCAGACUCCCGCGGCGGUGGAGGCGGCGGCGGGUAUGGGGGUAGAGACAACCGAUCAGGUGUUGGGGGCCAUAACCGAGGAGGUGGUGGAGGACCCAAUGGUGGACCUGACGGCAGCGGUUCUGGCAUGUAUUCACAAAGGUAUAAUGGCCCCGGGCCGAAUCAAGGAGGCUGGGGCAACCAGGGAGGUCCGAGGACGAAUAUUGACAUGCCAAACUUGCAGGCGCUAGUUGAACUGCUGAGCCCACGUUCCUUUCUGAAUUCCUAAAGCAGAAACAUACCCAAAAUAUCAGGCAUAACAGGUCAGGGACAGCAAGGCAGCAAUCAGGGUAAUAGCAAUCCAUUGGGCUUAGGAUUCAACUUGGGCGCUUUGCCUAUGAACCCCGCUUUGGUUGCUGCAGCACUCAACCAAGCUGGAUGGGGUUUGAUAGGGAACCUGCAAAACCAACCAGAACCUAACUUCAACCAAGGAUUCAGCAACGGACCCGGACCCAACAACUCGAAUAGGCCAGGGAAUAAUCAAAACGGAAAUCAAGGUGGAAACAAUCCGGGUUUUCUGAACUGGAUGAAUCAAGGCGGACAGAACAGUCAGGAUGGAGGCCAGUGGCCGAGGCCGCCACCUCAGAACCAAGACAAAGGGUUCCUUAAGUACGACUAGAAACGGAGAAGAAGCAAGUAUAAGACAACCUCGACUGGUUUUUAAGGCUUGAUGUAUCAUCAACAUUUUUUAUAGUAUAAGUAUUUGUACUAUAAGGUAGUCAAUAUUUAUAUAUACAUAUAUAUCAAAAUCUGGACAUAAAACUGUAGUCUGAGAUUUUAUCAGUGAUUAAAAUUGGAUUUCAUGUGUGAGAGGUGCAGCAGCACGAAUGUUAUGAAUGUUAGAAAAAUGUUCGUUAAGAAGAAAUGAGUAAUAGAUAAUGUGCGGGAUGGAUUGAUGCAAUUUGUCCAGAUUUCGUUUUGAAGCUAUCGAAGCGAUGUAUAGUUGUUUUUACUCAGAUUGGAAAAUUAGGUUUUUUACUUUAUGUUUAUCAUGUGUACUUUUGUCUAAUAAUAUAACUGCAACAAAGA